This is a messenger RNA of Bufo gargarizans (Asiatic toad), 6011 nucleotides long. RefSeq names its product coronin 2A (gene CORO2A). The record is from RefSeq and is a predicted model, not a curated record. Gene Ontology annotation, molecular function: actin filament binding. Gene Ontology annotation, biological process: actin filament organization. The coding region runs from base 119 to 1855 and encodes 578 amino acids. The transcript is spliced from 13 exons. Lineage: Eukaryota; Metazoa; Chordata; Amphibia; Anura; Bufonidae.
GAAGGGAUCCUGCAGCCCUGUGCUUUCCAUCCACUUGCUGCCCUGCAACCAUCAGCAGCCACAUCCUCCCGCCUCGUCCACAAGGAAGGAGGAUUCAAUAUAGCACUUGUCAUGAUUUAUGAAUGAAGGCUCCUGCAGGAUCUGGAAGGGGAUACUACACGGCAGGAGGACGGGAGCAGUAGUCCACAGUGUGUGCAUUGGGAUAGAGGGCUGGGCUCGGCUCUCCCUGCUCACCACCGCAGCGGGCUCCAGACCAGGGACCACACCUGAGGAAAUCUGCAUGACUGUUGCAAAGUUGUUGCGGAUGUCAUGGCAGCCUCAGUAUCGAAGCUCUAAGUACCGUCAUGUCUUUGGCAAGCCCGCUAACAAGGAAAGCUGCUACGACAAUGUGCCUAUUACAAGAAGCGUACACGACAACCAUUUCUGUGCCGUAAACCCAAACUUCAUUGCUGUGGUGACAGAAUGUGCAGGUGGAGGAGCCUUCAUUGUCAUACCCAUACAGCAGUCAGGAAAGCUUGAGUCUCAUUAUCCUAAGGUUUCUGGGCACAGAGGAAAUGUGUUGGACAUCAAGUGGAACCCCUUUGACGACUACGUCAUUGCUUCCUGCUCUGAAGAUGCUUCUGUCAAAAUUUGGGAUAUUCCAAAACCUUUUGUAGCCAAGAAUAUAACCAAUGCACGGAAAGAACUCGUGGGUCAUUCCAGGAGAGUUGGUCUUAUAGAGUGGCAUCCCACAGCUAGUAAUAUCAUAGUAAGCACUGCCUAUGAUUACAAGAUCAUGAUAUGGAAUCUUGACACCGAGGAGCCAGUAAUUUACAGUCCUGUCCGGACAAUAGAGUGUCAUAAAGACGUCAUUCUCUCUAUGUCCUUCAAUCUAGAUGGAAGUCUUCUUGCUACAUCAUGCAAAGACAGAAAAGUCAGAAUCAUUGAUCCUCUUAAAGGACGCAUUAUACAGGAAUCUGAUGGUAAGACUCACAAAGCCAGCAAAGUUUUGUUUCUGGGAAACAUGAAGAAACUGAUUUCAACAGGGACGUCUCAGUGGAAUAACAGACAUGCUGCCCUCUGGGAUCAAGAUGACUUAUCUGUGCCUUUAUGUCAGGAGGAAUUAGAUGGUUCCUCAGGUCUGAUCUUCCCCUUUUUUGACAAUGAUACAAACAUGCUGUAUUUAGUGGGCAAGGGAGAGGGGAAUAUCCGAUACUAUGAAGUUAAUCUUCAGAAGCCUUACUUGCAAUACUUAAAUGAAUAUCGUUCUUGCUUACCUCAAAAAGGAAUAGGUGUUUUGCCAAAAAGAGGCGUUGAUGUAUCCUUAUGUGAAGUGUUUCGAUUCUACAAGCUGGUCACAGUUAAAAGACUUAUAGAGCCUGUUUCAAUGAUUGUGCCUAGGAAGUCGGAAUCGUACCAGGAGGACAUUUACCCAAUGACAGCUGGAACACAGCCAGCCCUUACUGCACAUGAAUGGCUGAGUGGAAUUAAUAGAGGUCCUCUUUUAAUAUCCCUAAAACCUGGAUCCUAUGAGGAGGAAGACAAGCUGCUUGCUAAAGAACCAAAGAAAAUGUUUGAAGUAAAGCUUCCUACAAAGACUUUAUGGGAAAUAGAAUACAAAACAGAAAUCAUAAGGGAAGACAGAGGGAAGAGGAGAAUCGCAGCAAAAUCUGAAGAUACUAGAAAUUCACUAAUCUCCAAUGGAUUCGACUUAUUUGAAUGUCCACCACCCAAGAAUGAGAAUGAGUUGUUGAAGAUGUUUUACAAGCAGCAGGAGGAAAUCCGCAGAUUACGUGAUCAGUUGAGCCAAAGGGAUAUUCAGAUUCUGCAACUCGAAUUAGAAAUCAAGAAUGUUCGAAACAGCACAGUGUAUUGAUGCUACACAACAUACAACCUAGAGAAUGUAACUCGGCAGAAUGCCUCCAAAAAAGCCAUUAAAAUCCAUUUAUCUUUAUGUGAAAAGAGAAAGAAAUCACUGACACACAUGUAGCAAUGCUACAGGGUGCACAUAAUAUUUAUGACUUUUUGCUUAUGUUUUUAAUAUUAUAUAAAAUACAAUCAUAGCUGGUCAACCCUAGAGGGACACAGAGUCUAUUCAUCAUGUUAGAGAAAUACAAAGCCUAACUAUGCAGUGGUGCAUAUUCAUGACAGCCUUAUCAAGUCAAUUGCUGAAUAUGGGUAGAGGUCCUUUAUCUGUGACAAGAGAACCAGUGUUGAAUAGACUUCCUAUGCUUUUAUUUCAUGUUGUCCUUGCAUAACUAAACCCAUCAUCAAAGACAUAAUCAUAGGGAAGAUAGAUUGUGAUCUCCAUUUGGGACAGUGAGUGAUGAUGAUGCUUGUAAAGCGCAGCAGAAUAUGUCCUCGCUAUAUAUGUGAGUAAAAUAAAUGUGUGGCAAAUAUGUCAAGAUGAAAGCCUCUUCUCUAACCUGCAGCUCUCAUGACAUGUCUACUUCAUAAAUACAUACAUUCCUCAUAAAAUAAUAAUGGGGCAUCUUUUCUUAAAACUCAGCAUUGUGGUAUUCCUUUUUUAUUCCUCCUAAAUGUAUGAAUACAUGUUAUUACUCUUGUCAAAUGGAUGUUUCCCUACACAGUCUGCACGGAUUGAAUAACCUGUAUAGGGAUACAUGCCAUUGACAAGGACAACUGUAGCAGACAGUUGUCCAUUUAUUCGUACAUUUCCAGGAGAAAUAAGCGAGGAACAGCAUGAUGCAGAGUUGUAAGCAAAAGUAAUCCAGAAUUGUUAGAGACAGACAUGUCAGGAGAGACAAACGGUCCUCCUUAAGGGUCCAGUCACACAAUCGUAUUUUUUGUCUGCAUCCAAUUUGUAUUUUUUGCAGAUCAGAUGUGGACACUCAUUUUAAAUGGGGCCACAAAAUAUGCGGACAACAAAUCAGUAUGUCCCUCAAAAAAGAUAGAACAUGUUCUAUUAUUGUCUGUUUUGCAAACAAGAAUAGGCAUAUCUAACAUAGGGCACAAAAUGGGAGACACACAUGGCCGGUAUCUGUGUUUUUCAGAACCGCAAUUUGCAGACCACAAAACUGAUACGGUCAUGUGAAUGGACCCUAAAAGUGAGAGUCUGGAAAUAGUCAAGAUUUUUAGUGUCCUGAAUCUGUUCACAUGAUGUCUUCUGUGUUUUGUUCCUGAUGAAUACCUCCAUCCUUGGCUAUUCCUUUGCUUUGUCCUUAUUUGUUUUUUUUUCAGCAUCGUCCAGGUACUAAAAUAUAACUCCUGAAAUAAUAAAUAUUCGCAUCCCGCUACCUUUCAAAUUGUGAACUAACCACUUAUUUUCUAGGCUAUGUAUAUCCCGCUUUUAGAUAAACAAUAUAUCGCUUACAGUUUUGAAAUCAGCCAUAGCAAGCUGUAUUUUGGUGACUCGUAGGACAACAGCUAACAGAACAGUUUUGCAUCAAUGUUAUCAUGGUGACAAAUAUCUGCUGCUGUACUUUGUGAAUAUCUUCCAGGGUAGGAAUAGUUUAUAGUCAUGUAUAUACAAUGCAUUCAGAAAUUCUUCACACCCUUUCACUUUUUUCACAUUUUGUUAUGUUGCUGCCUUGUGCUGGAAAAAAAAAGUUCCCUUUCUCAGGACUUCUUUGAAGCACCUUUGGCAGUGAUUACAGCCUCCAGUCUUCUUGUGUAUGACGCCACAAGGUUUGCACACCUGGUUUGGGGUUUUUCUUCCAUUCUUCUCUGCAGAUCCUCUCAAGCUCUGUCAGAUUGUAUGGGGACUAUUGGUGGACAGCUAUUUUCAGGUCUUUCUAGAGAUGUUCAAUUGGGUUCAAGUCAGUGCUCUGGCUUGGCCACUCAAGGACAUGCAUAGAGUUGUCCGUAAGCCAUUCCUGUGUUGUCUUGGCUAUGUGCUUAGGGUCCUUGUCUGGCUGGAAGAUAAACUUUCAGCCCAGUUUAAGGUCCAGAGCACUCUGGAUCAGGUUUUCAUUAACCAUAUCUUUGUACUUUGCUCCUUUCAGCUUUCCCUCAACUCUUACCAGUCUCCCUGUCCCAGCUGCUGAAAAGCCCCCUCAUAGCAUGAGGCUGCCACCACCAUGCUUCACUGUAGGGAUGGUAUUGGACAGUUCCUGGUUUCUUCCAGACAUGACUCUUAGGAUUGAGGCCAAAAAGUUCAAUCUUGGUUUCACAGGAGUGAAUAUAGAAGAGAGUGGAAGGAUUGGUCUUUAGUUUAUACUUUUUUCCUUUUGGGUUCACUUCUGACUACUUUCACACCAGCGUUUUCCCUUUCCGCUUUUGAGAUCCAUCAUAGGUCAAUGGAGACAGAGCCGUUUUCUCCGACACAAAAGAAAACUGAUCCGGCGCCCAUUGACUUACAAUAGUUUAGAGACGGAUCAGUCAUUGUUAUGUUAAAGAUAAUACAACCAGAUCCACUCAUAACGGAUGCAGACGGCUGUGUUAUCAUGACAGAAGCGUUUUUCCUGAUCCAUGACGGAACCAGCAAAAACGCUGGUGUGAAAGUAGCCUUAGGCUGAAUGUGUUUUUCCUAAUUUCAGUUAAAUACCAUGGGUUAUGGGGGAGAUCAGCAUCUCCUCCCACAGCACAGCCAUAUCCAUUUUCCAGAAUGCCACCUAUGAUGUUAGUUAUCAUAUAUAUUUUGAAUUCAUUUUGUGAUCAACUAGAAACCUCUUCCUGCUCCCAAAGAACUGAAUUUAAGAAUUAUAACUGUGUAAAUUCUACCAUGCCUUAAAUGCCCCUUGCGGGUUUGAAAAAUCAUUGAUAUUCUGCUUAUACAAUCUUAAAUCUUCCAAUUUUAUUACAUUUGUUUAUUACUACUUUACUACCUUCUCGGUUGCACCCAAGUAUUUUAACAGAAUUUGCUUCUAUCUGUAAACUGGUUUGUAAUUUAUUGAUUUUAUUAAUUGACUGAAAUUGUUGAAAUCAGAAGUGCCUAAAAAUAUGUCUAAAAAGAAGGCAGGGAGGUGUUUUACAAUGACAUCUGACUAAUCAGGAAUAUAGACCUCUUACAUGUGUAAUAGAGUGAGACAGACAACUUAUGUCUAAAGAUUAAAGCUGACAAGAAGUAGCCUUUCAGAUCAAGGCUAAUGAGUGAAUUGAAUGGUUGCCAUGGGCAUUAAUGCUGUCCUGUCUGCACUAGUACUUGUUCACAAGUCUCACUGUUUCUUAAUUACCGUGUAAGUUGGUGACAUAUAUUUCAGAAAAUAUGAAAAACAUUUUAGAGUUUUCUUUUGCAUGAUAAGGAUGCAUGAUAUGCACAGUUGUGCAUAAAGGUUUGGAUGUAAGCCAGUUUUUAUUUUACCUGAUAACAGAAUUAUAUUAAUUGCUGUCUUCUGUAGAAUUCAGACUAGAACAGUGGGUUGGAGGGUCACAUGUUGUGAAAGCUAUGCAGUACACUCAGUCUGUAAAUUUCCUAAACUUUUAAAUGGUAGCCUGCACUGCACUUCAGAAUGGCUGCCUCCGAGUUGCUAGUUCUAACUUCUGAUGCCUUGUACAGAUGCUCUCUUUUUUCAUUGUUCAAAAUGAAUCCUUGCUUGAUAAAAUGAAAAAAAAAGUAUAUUCACGUAAAAAGUUUAUAAUAAAGCAUGAUCUACGGUCUUUCUAUAAAGAAGAUUAUUUUCCUGUAGAAUAUUAUAUUUAAAUUAUUCUUAAUCCAUAUGAAAUGUGUAUUUUGUAAGAUUCACCACUACUGAAUUACCCAAUACAUUAUUAUGUAGAAUUUUUUAUUUUAUUUUUUUGUUUAAAUGAUGUUAUGUGCUGGCAUGUAUUAAUUACUUGAAAAUGAAAUUUUUCAUUGUUUACCAUGUAAGCUUUCAAGGAACAAACAAUUAGCAUUUGACUGUUUUAGAAUACUUCUAUAUAAAUGCAAUUACACAAAUGUAUGUUUUGAAUAUUUGUGAAUAUGCAGACCUUCUUUUCUUCAGUUUUUAGGCCUUUCAAAAUCACAUUUUUAGUUUCAAGUUUGUUAAACUGUCUUAUUUGUACACAAAGUAUAAUAAAAUAGAUUUUUGUGAAUAAUGUACUGUAUGAUCUUUAAUUUCAAUGGCAUUCUUUGGCAGUUUUUCCUAUUU